Molecule: messenger RNA, 420 nt
Organism: Fulmarus glacialis (Northern fulmar)
Lineage: Eukaryota; Metazoa; Chordata; Aves; Procellariiformes; Procellariidae
Product: pleckstrin homology domain-containing family A member 1-like
Exons: 4
Cellular component (GO): membrane; cytoplasm
Molecular function (GO): PDZ domain binding
Source: RefSeq, a predicted model, not a curated record
GUUAGCGAUGCAACUAAGCUAAGGCCAAAGGCAGAAUUCUGUUUUGUUAUGAAUGCAGGGAUGAGAAAAUACUUUCUACAAGCCAAUGAUCAGCAGGACCUAGUUGAAUGGGUAAAUGUUCUGAACAAAGCUACCAAAAUCACAGUACCAAAGCAGUCUGAUCCUCUCUGUCAAAUGGAUAAUGCAAAUCGUCAAGCUGAAAGCCCAGGUGGAAAGAAGCAAGUCUCUUACAGGACAGAAAUUGUUGGCGGUGUUCCUAUCAUUACACCUACUCAGAAAGAAGAAAUCAGUGAGUGCAGUGAAGGGGGUGAUAGGAAUUAUUUGAAACGGUCACAAAGUCACCUUCCUUAUUUUACUGCUAAGCAUCCCCCAGAUAAUGCUAUUAUCAAAGCUGGCUACUGUGUAAAACAAGGAGCAGUG